UAAAAAUGAACUUUAAAUAUCGGAACCAACUUUCACUGCAUCUGUUUUAAUUGAGCGUGAAAUGAUCUGUCAAUAACCGGGCCCCAAACAAAUGGAUUCUCUAAGAUAAAGUGGGCUUCUCUAAGAUAGCUUCAGAAGAGGCGCCUAGUGUUAGAAGACAUUGUAGAAUUGAAUGGCUAUGUACUACUACGCAAGCAAACUGAAUGAGGCGUCAUGUAGCGGGUGCUCGGUGAAGGUGCCUCCUGUCAGCGAGCCCGCAACCUCCUCAACAGACCUUGUACCCCUCACUGCUAACCCCACGUUAUUACACGGCUCUGGGUUGUCAUACUAUGAUAAUGAUGAUUACUACUCAAUGGUGAGAGGCAACAAACUGAUGUCAGAGUCAACCUGCAAGCACAUGGUCAUGAAUGGAGGACUCGGAUUUAUUUCUGCACAGAAAGUGGAGCCUGGACAGAACCAGGGUAACGGUGGCGUUAGUGUGAGCAUGGGUGUGGGUGUGGGCGUUGGUGUGAGCGUGGGCGUGGGCGAGGAGGUGGAGUACCGCGACGGGCAGCUGAUGAGCGCCAGUCUGGAGGCGCUGGUGGACAUGCUGCGGCCGGGUGCGCCGCCCUCCUACACAUUUACAUUCCUGCUGUGCUCACGCCUCUUCCUCAAGCCACAUGAGCUGCUAGCCAAACUUUGCAAGAGAUAUUUCAAGAAUUACGACAAACCUGGCAAAGUGGAGGAGAGCAAGGAGUGCCCGGAGAAGGAGCUGGCGGACAUGGGCGCGCUAGUACGUGUGCUCACCCAGUGGACCGGCAUGUUCCCCUAUGACUUCCGCGACGACCGCGUCAUGGCGCUCGUCAGGACUAUCACACAGAGAUGCGCGACGGAGCAGAUGGCGGGCGUGAGGGCGGAGGUGUCUCGCACCCUGGAGCGCCUGCUGGACCGGCUCACCGCGCUGGAGCAGUACGAGCAGUCGCUGCCGGAGCCCGCGCCACUAUGCACAGUUGAACAACUGCCACAGGGCGACAUCCUCACACUAGGCCUGUCACCUGUGGAACUGGCACGUCAGCUGACCGCAGUGGAAUUGUACCGGCUGUCGUUUGUGGGCCCCGAAGAGUUCCUGCAGGCCUUCGCCCCACCAGCCACCAAAACACCCGCCGCGCCAAAGACCACACGCAACCUGGAGGCGUACGCAGACUGGUUCAACCGACUCAGCUAUCUCGUCGCUACUGAUAUUGUUAAGCCAGUGAAGAGCAAGCAGCGAGCGCGUCUGCUGGAGCAGUGGGUGACGACGGCCCGCGAGUGCUUCAACCUCGGCAACUUCAACUCCCUCAUGGCCAUCAUCAGCGCCCUCAACAUGGCACCCAUCGCCAGGCUCAAGAAGACGUGGAGUCGCGCGUCCGCAGUGUGCGGCCAGCAGCUGCGCCAGCUGGAGCUGUGCGUCGAGCCCGGCGGCAACCACGCCAGGUACCGCGCGGCGCUGGCGGCGGCGCCGGGCGAGACGGCGGUGCCUCUCCUCUCAGUCACCUGUCGUGACCUGCACUUCGCGCACCAGUCCGCGCCCACAAGAGUGGCAGGCGGGCGCGUCAACUUUGAGAAGUGCUGCGCGCUGGCGCGUCCCGUGCGCGCACAGCUGGCGGCGCGCCGGCUGGGCGAGGCUCACGGCACGCCGCACCGCCCUGCACACGCUGUUAACGCCCACGUCACGCACACUCCCACCUGGCGCUUCUUCGUCGACAGACCCGCGCUCUCCGAAACAGCGCUGGAGCUGGUGUCAUUCGAGCGCGAGCCCCCCGCCGACCAUCUGGAGAAGGAGCGACUGAAGCGCCUCAAGGGGGCAGCCCCCUAACUCUCGCCCCCCCUUGUGCGACACGUCAUACGUAUGUUCCGCAACAUCUAGCUCUACCCCGGAGAGCUGUGGCGAGACACGGCGCGCCUGGCGCACAACGACGUGCCCUGGACCGUGCACGAGUAAAUGCUCGUGUUCACACGGAGUAAACCUCACUUGCAAUAAAACGUUAUUGGACCAUGCUUCACACACUUUCCUUUAUCAGUAUUAUGUGUUUGAGUGUGUGCGGCUGGCCUGCGAGUGAAGUUUCCUGCGCCCCUGUCUGCAGCAGCUCUCUGGUAAAAGAAGAAGGCGUCGCCCCCGCUACGCCCGCCCACGUCCGCCCCGCCCCCAGCAGAAAGAAAUGCCACAGUGCGCUCUCUGAUGAAGUAUUAUGGCUGUGCUUUGAUUUUGUAUAAUAUUUAGAAACAAAUGGAAGCGGAGGCGGUUUGAAUUGUAUAUAUGAGAGGCGAGCGAAAGCGGCGCGCGACCCACCGACCAACAAAUAGACUAUUCAAUCCAGUGAAAUGUUUGAACUGCAUCAAAGACUAAUAAAUAAAUGUGAUUAUAAUACGAUCUGUUUGUGAAUAUCGAGCCAUGUAAGUGUGCUAUAGUUGUGGAGUCAUAGCGCGUAUUCGCUUUGACUUAUUUUAUUUUGGAAAUAUUCAACUAAUUAUAAAUGUCUAGUCUGUUGGUUUAAAAAUAUAUUUACGAGAGCACGGCAUGUCAGCUACAUUGUGCAAAGAUAUAUCUUGCUAUUCUAGCACUUUGAUAACAUGAAGUGAUUUAGUACAAUUUCUUAACAAGAAAUAAAUACUUACGAUGUUAUAAAAUAGUAUGUGUUCUCGUGAAUUUUGCCAUAAAUAUUUAGAUCUCAAAGCGAAUGUCAUAGUAUUAAUAAAAUCAGUGUUUUAAUUGUAAUGAGUCGAAUUUGUACAUAUUAGCUACUAUGCAUACACAAUAACUUAAUACCUUGUGCCAUUGAAAUAAAAUUGUGCUCUCGUUUUAUUAGAAAUUAGUCUACGUACAUCAUACAAAGAUGGUAUUACGUCAUAGAUAUCAGAUCUUAUGUUAUUGUGUGUGAUUAGUAUAUUGAUGUUGUAAUUCUCAUUUUUGCUCAAUUCUUUUUCUAAUAGUUGCAUGAAUUCAACAUUUUUCUUGCCGAUGACUACAUUUCUAUGGCAUUCUUGUCACAAAUGUAUUUACAAUUGUAUGACAAGUAAUGUUUAAUUCAAAACUAGUCUUGCCCCAGUCCCAUUGGCAUCAAGUGUAGCCACUGUAAACCUCCAUACAUAAAUUCCCUAAUAAUUGUAUAUAUAAUUAGAUUUUAAUGUAACUCAUUUAAAUAAUGAA
This is a messenger RNA of Papilio xuthus (Asian swallowtail), 3166 nucleotides long. Its product is annotated as ras-GEF domain-containing family member 1B. Lineage: Eukaryota; Metazoa; Arthropoda; Insecta; Lepidoptera; Papilionidae. The record is from RefSeq and is a predicted model, not a curated record. Gene Ontology annotation, molecular function: guanyl-nucleotide exchange factor activity. Bases 173 to 1834 code for a protein of 553 amino acids. Gene Ontology annotation, cellular component: plasma membrane. Gene Ontology annotation, biological process: Ras protein signal transduction. The transcript has 12 exons.